Messenger RNA from Danaus chrysippus (African queen), 2652 nucleotides. The record is from the annotation of a GenBank genome assembly. Lineage: Eukaryota; Metazoa; Arthropoda; Insecta; Lepidoptera; Nymphalidae.
AUGAGCUCCAAUGAAAAUAGUGAAGUGGCAGUAGACAAGGUAGGAGAUGAGAAGACCGGGGACGCAAAAAGUGACCUGAAAGGAGCCAAAAGGGCAGCAGAGGAGAAAUCAUCAGACGCGAAAAAGGCGCGAAAAGAGGAGAACGGCGGCGGUGGUGAGGAAGAGGGACACAGCGAAGAAGAUGACUUAGACGUUUACGAAGGAGAGGGAGAGGAAGAUGAUGACGAGGAAGUGGAAGGAGAGGAGGGGGAGGAAGACGAGGAGGACUUGGAGGGAGAGGACGACGAUCUGGAGGACGAGGAGGUGGAGGAGGAGUUAUUAGACGAGGAGGAAGAGGAUGACGCGACGCGUCGGCCGCCGGCCGGGGCGCGAGGGGAGGGGCGGCGUAGUCCCCCCGCGGGGCGCGUGGCCUCGUUCGAUUGCUGCGUCCCCGCCCCGCGCCCCGCACCCCCGCGCGGCGCGUCGAUACGCGUGGAAAAUCACUCGGAGCGCGCUAUACAUCGCUGCGUGUGGCCAGAGCCGCCUAGCCGCCGAGCUCGCGCCGGUCGCCGGACACAAUACUAUGAAAUCAUGUGUUGGUACGUAGUGUUGAUGCUGUGCUGGUGCUCAGUGACCGGUCUCAGGGUCGGAGUGGGCAUCGCUGACGUCACAGGACCUCCCGCAGAGAUCAAUUUCAUGGGUUACGCCAAUUUCGAGCAGACCGGUCACGGCAUUCAUCUGCGUCAGUUUUCUCGUGCGUUUGUUCUCGAGGAUGGUGGGAGUGGUGAUGGUACCACCAAGGUCGUGUUCGUGUCCGUGGACGCCGCUAUGAUGGGUCAUGGGGUCCGGAGAGAGGUCAUAAAACGUCUUCAGAAGAGAUACGGAGAGAUAUACCAUGAAGGAAACGUCAUCAUUAGUGGAACUCACACCCACUCUACUCCGGGAGGGUUCCUACUAGACUUCCUCUUCGAUCUGCCCAUACUGGGUUUUGUUAAAGAGACUUAUGUAGCUCUGAUCGCUGGCAUAGUGAAGAGUAUCAUUCAAGCUCAUAAUUCCCUGACUGAGGCUCGCAUGCUGUACGGUGAGGGCGAGGUAUUGGACGCUAACAUCAACCGAUCACCGACUUCGUACUUACGGAACCCACCCGAGGAGAGAGCCAAGUACAAGUAUGACACGGAUAAGACCCUGGCCCAAGUGAGGUUCGUAAAGCCGACUGGUGACGUGCUAGGAGUCAUCAACUGGUUCGCCGUACAUCCUACAAGUAUGAACAACACCAAUAAGCUGAUCUCCUCAGACAACGUGGGAUACGCCUCCAUACUCAUGGAGAAGGUUUUGAAUGGAAACAAAACUCUACCUGGCAAGGGUCGUAUAGUAUGUGCCUUUUCAUCCACUAACCUGGGCGACGUGUCUCCCAACACUCGCGGUCCUCGCUGUGAGUUCUCCGGCCAGCCGUGUGACCAGGAGACUCUGUUGUGUAAACUGCCCAAAGAAAGAUGCUUCGCGUCCGGUCCGGGUCGGGACAUGUUUGAGAGCACUCAGAUUAUCGCCACUAAGAUGUUUGAUACUGCUAUAAAAGUUCUAAGCCAGCCCGGUGAGGACAUCACGGGUCCUAUAGGAAUGGUCCAUCAAUAUGUAGCCAUGCCCCAGCAGGAGGUGGCGCCCUACGACCCCGUCACGGAAACCUUUAACACGAGCGUGUCAGUGAAGGGUUGCGUGCCAGCGAUGGGGUACAGCUUCGCGGCGGGCACGACGGACGGUCCGGGCGCGUUCAACUUCACUCAAGGCACCACCACCACCAACCCCCUGUGGAACGCGGUGCGCGACCUGCUGGCCGCGCCCACCCCCGAGGACGUCGCCUGCCAACAUCCUAAGCCUAUACUGCUGGCUACUGGAAGGGCGGAGUUUCCGUACGAGUGGCAGCCUCACGUAGUCUCAUGUUCGGUGGCUCGUCUGGGCGGGCUGAUUGUGGCCGCCGUGCCGGGAGAGUUCACCACCAUGGCUGGGCGGAGGCUGCGAGGGGUCGUAGGGCGGGCGGCUGGCUCACGAGCUGUCAUCGCUGGACUAUCUAAUAUAUACUCGGACUAUAUCACCACGCCUGAAGAGUACCAGGCCCAGCGGUACGAGGCCGCGUCCACCAUCUACGGGCCCAACACGCUGCACAUAUAUCUGCACAAGUACAAGGAACUCACCGAGGCCUUGAUGGAGGGCUCCGCGGUGCCCCCGGGCCCUUCUCCGCCUGACCUGAGCCAGCAGCUUAUCACUCUGGUGCCUCCCGUGCUGUGGGACUCCGCCCCCUACAAGCAUGAGUUCGGAGACUGUCUGCAGCAGCCGCACACACACUACAGCUAUGGAGACACUGUCACCGCCACAUUCGUGUCAGGUCACCCCAGGAACAGUCCUCGUCACGGUCGCUGGUUCGUGUCGGUGGAGCGACUGGAGCCUGGGACCGAAGACUCCUGGGAGGUGGUCGCCACGGACGCGGACUGGGAGACCAAAUACAUCUGGAAGCGUAAUUCAAAGAUACUAGGCACGAGCGAGGCGGUGGUGGAGUGGGAGGUUCCUGAGGGUACUCCCGCGGGAACAUACCGGCUGCAUCACUACGGGAACUAUAAAUACAUACUAGGAGGAGUCUAUCCCUACCACGGGUUCACUGACCCCUUCCAAGUCUCUUAA